AAAAUAUCCACCUGAGUGACCGUUGUCCUAUCCCCAACGCCUCCUUACUCCCUCGUGCCCCUCCCUUCGCUUCUCAAGCCCAAGGUCCGUUCCGUCUACCUAUAGAACAGCGGCAGGAUCUUUUCUUUACACGUUUUGUUCAUUGCACCUAUUCGUCGACUAUGGACAACAAGCUCGAGGACAUCGCCGCCCAGAUUAAAUUCGACAUCCUCACCCCAACUCAGGAUGUUGACAAUGAGAAACUCAUAGAGGAGGUCUCAAGGAGCUUCAUCUCGGACACCAUCACAGUUCCUACUAAGGAGAUGUACGCCUAUGCCGUUCGUACCUCUGUUGGCGACGACGUCUAUCAUGAACCCUCUAUGCUCGCCCUUGAGGCCCACAUGGCCAAGAUUGCCGGCAAGGAGGCCGCCAUGUUUAUACCAAGUGGGACGAUGAGCAACCAGCUUGCACUGCGGACACAUUUGCAACAGCCCCCGUACUCCGUCAUUUGCGACGUGCGAGGCCAUAUCAACAAAUAUGAGGCGGGCGGAACGUCGUUCCAUUCAGGGGCCCACCUGAUCUGCGUCAACCCAUCCAAUGGGCAUCACUUGACGCUUGAGGACAUUCAAGAUUAUGUCGUUGAAGGUUCUGAUAUACACACUUCUCCUACGAGAGUCAUUUCAUUGGAAAACACCCUCAAUGGCACCAUCAUGCCUCAGCAUGAGGCAGUGGCUAUCUGCAAUUACGCUCAUCAGCUUGAUAUCCGGACACAUCUUGAUGGCGCUCGGUUGUGGCACGUAGCAGCGGAGACCCGCACCCCAAUGCACGAGCUCUGCGCGCCGUUUGAUUCCGUCAGUUUAUGUUUUAGCAAGGGACUCGGUGCACCCGUUGGGAGCUGUCUCGUCGGAUCGAAGCAAUUCAUUGCCAAGGCCCGGUGGUUCCGCAAGCUUUUUGGUGGAGGAAUGCGUCAGACUGGUAUCCUCGCCGGCGCAGCAGCCUACGCGCUCACUUACAACUUCCCACAACUACCAUAUGUCCACACUUUGACCAAGGAGCUGGAGGAUGGACUCGUGGAGCUUGGAGCGAAGAUCAUUAGUCCCGCUGAAACUUGCAUGCUCUUCUACGAUCCGGCACCGAUCGGAGUCACCUACCAGGAGAUCGCUCAUCGAGCAUCCGAACUUGCCCGGCCAAUCGCUGUUGGAGGGUCGCGGCUUGUUGUGCACAUCCAAACUUCUCCCGAAGCUAUCGCUGAUCUACUCGGGGUCAUCCGCACCUUGAAGGAGGAGAAAGCUCGCGAGGGGGUCAACAGGCUGGUAGACACCAUGAAUGGUGUUCGCCUCAACGGUACCAAUGGAUGCCCCAACUGUGGAAAGGGAGCCAAGCAGCUGGCUUCGUCGUCGUUCAACAUUUAUGCAAAGCCUCCAAAGAAGUCGGCUUGAGCAUUAUAUAUAUCUUGUCGAUAGACAGAUAGGAUACUGCGGGUCUGGGAUAGACUAGAGGUUUAUUUUGCACACAUAGGUUAGAAUCAUUGUCGUUACUAGAGGUAUCUUGC
Coniophora puteana RWD-64-598 SS2 is the source of this 1531-nucleotide messenger RNA. RefSeq lists its product as uncharacterized. Gene Ontology annotation, biological process: glycine biosynthetic process; L-threonine catabolic process. Gene Ontology annotation, molecular function: L-allo-threonine aldolase activity. The record is from RefSeq and is a predicted model, not a curated record. NCBI's taxonomy places the organism in Eukaryota, Fungi, Basidiomycota, Agaricomycetes, Boletales, Coniophoraceae. Gene Ontology annotation, cellular component: cytosol. Bases 162 to 1418 code for a protein of 418 amino acids. The transcript is spliced from 8 exons.